UCAGCGGGCUCGGACGCGGAGCUCAUGGACGGCGCCUAUUUCCGCUCCUGCGCCGGCAUGCUGAAGGUGGCCCAGAUGAUCUCACUGCUGAUUGGAUUCAUCAGUGUAAAUUAUUCUGCAUGGAGAAAUUACAGUGCAUACAGCUACUUUCAGAUUGUCACCAUGUGGGACUUGGUUAUGAUUUUGUUCUUCUACAUCGUCCACAUUUUCAGAAUCUACAGGAAGCUCACUUGCAUUAGCUGGCCUCUUGCGGAGUUUCUUCAUUAUUUAAUCGGUACAAUUCUGCUUCUUAUUGCAUCAAUUGUAGCAGCCUCCAAGAGUUACAAUUUGACUGGACUUGUGACUGGAGCGACUUUCGGGUUCCUAGCUACGAUCCUUUGUGUUUUAAGCAUAUGGUCAUCCUACAAGGUUUCAUGCAUCACGCAGUCUACAAGUAAGUAUCAUGCUUAA
Molecule: messenger RNA, 450 nt
Organism: Mesitornis unicolor (brown roatelo)
Lineage: Eukaryota; Metazoa; Chordata; Aves; Mesitornithiformes; Mesitornithidae
Gene: CMTM7
Product: CKLF-like MARVEL transmembrane domain containing 7
Exons: 4
Cellular component (GO): membrane
Source: RefSeq, a predicted model, not a curated record